Tetrapisispora phaffii CBS 4417 is the source of this 1581-nucleotide messenger RNA. It is a transcript of the gene DUN1, whose product is annotated as serine/threonine protein kinase DUN1. The transcript has a single exon. Bases 1 to 1581 code for a protein of 526 amino acids. Gene Ontology annotation, molecular function: ATP binding; protein binding; protein serine/threonine kinase activity. Gene Ontology annotation, biological process: mitotic DNA damage checkpoint signaling; protein phosphorylation. NCBI's taxonomy places the organism in Eukaryota, Fungi, Ascomycota, Saccharomycetes, Saccharomycetales, Saccharomycetaceae. Gene Ontology annotation, cellular component: nucleus. The record is from RefSeq and is a predicted model, not a curated record.
AUGAAUAAGAGAGAAUAUUCAGAUACAGAAGAGGUAGGCAAUGAAUCUACUCUAGUAGUGAAGAAACAGCAUUUGAAUCAGAACCUUGCAAUAUAUCCUGAUGCAACAGACCCACAGACCGAUGAUAACCGGAACAAUAUAUUGUUAGCAAAUUUUAUGAGUUUGAUCCCAGGGAAAGAGCAGACUUUGAAGAUACUUGAAAAGUCUGAAACAGUCAUUGGAAGAAGCAGAUCAUGCGAUAUAAUCUUAGAUGAAGUAGACAUUUCAACGAAACAUUGUAAAUUGGUGCUUUUGGAAAUGCCACUUGGCAACGAAAAUAGAAAACUAUUGAAUAUAAUCGAUACAAGUCGAAACGGUACUUAUAUUAAUGGAAAUAAAUUGGUAAAGAAAGAUUAUGUCUUGAAAAAUGGUGAUCGUGUGAUAUUUGGUAAAAAAUGCUCCUUCCUAUUCAAGUACGCUUCUGAGAGUCCUAUAGUGGCAGUUAAUUCUGUUCAUGCUAACAAUGAUGACGUUAAUCUUGAUGUUGAAAAUACAGAUGAUGGUAAAUUCAAGAAACCACAAUUUGGAUUCACUAGUAGUCAACAGCUGAAACGUAAGCCACAACAGAAAUCCAAGGUGCUAAGCGUUUUUGAUAAGUAUAUUGUAGGCAAAGAACUGGGUUCAGGGCAUUAUGCAAUCGUUAAAGAAGGGAUAAAUAAGCAGACAGGAAAGAGUGUUGCCAUAAAGAUAUUUCAUCCUCAAUUGAAUGAUGACCAAAAGAAAAAUCACCAAUUUAGAGAGGAAACGGAUAUUUUAAUGAGAGUUCAGCACAAAAAUAUUGUAAAUUUAUUGGACAGUUUUGUCGAGCCCAUCAGUAAAAUGCAGAUACAAAAAUACUUAGUACUGGACAAGAUAGAUGAUGGCGAAUUAUUUGAUAGAAUUGUACGUAAGACCAAUUUAUCACAACCUGAGACGAAGGCACUGUUUAAACAAAUAUUAUCAGGGUUAAAAUAUUUACAUGGGAAAAAUAUUAUCCACAGAGAUAUAAAGCCAGAAAAUAUCUUAUUAAAUGUUAGAAGAAGACAAUCUCCUGAUGAAAUACAGACAGGUCCAUGGGAUGACGAUGAAAUAGAUAUCCAAGUUAAGAUUGCUGAUUUUGGUUUAGCAAAAUUUACAGGUGAAAUGCAGUUCACAAACACAUUAUGUGGCACUCCCUCUUAUGUUGCUCCAGAGAUUCUAACGAAACAAGGUCAUAGUAGCAAAGUCGAUGUAUGGAGUGCGGGUGUACUAUUAUACGUCUGUUUGUGUGGAUUUCCACCAUUCAGUGAUCAAUUAGGACCACCAAGCUUAAAAGAUCAAAUAUUACAAGGAAAAUUUGCUUUCUAUUCGCCCUAUUGGGAUGAUAUUGACGAUACAGUCUUACAUUUGAUUUCAAAUUUACUGGUAGUUAAUCCAGUCCAGAGGUUUUCAAUUGAACAUUGCAUAAAUCAUCCUUGGUUCAACGAUAUAAGAGAAAAUUCGUUUUCUUCAAGGAUGAAGCGGUUACAGAUAAGUGAUAAACAGAAAUUACCAAAAACAUAUUCUGAAUUAUCUAAAUUGUAA